Molecule: messenger RNA, 4923 nt
Organism: Scatophagus argus
Lineage: Eukaryota; Metazoa; Chordata; Actinopteri; Scatophagidae
Gene: cept1b
Product: choline/ethanolamine phosphotransferase 1b
Exons: 10
Coding region: 369-1649 (426 amino acids)
Biological process (GO): phosphatidylethanolamine biosynthetic process
Cellular component (GO): endoplasmic reticulum membrane; Golgi apparatus
Molecular function (GO): ethanolaminephosphotransferase activity; diacylglycerol cholinephosphotransferase activity
Source: RefSeq, a predicted model, not a curated record
GGUAAAGCUCGCAGUUAAAAAAAAGACUGCUUCGCGAGAUUCCGGGGUGGCUAACGUUACGUUAACUAGCUUGCUGUGACAACCACAGUGACACCGGUCGUGGCUAUUCGCCUACACCUGCAAACGUUUCGCCGGUAUUUUAAGUCAUUCAGUGAAAUUCUAAAAGAAACUGCACACAGAAGGGUCCUGUUUGUCGACUUGAAGCGCCCUCGCCACCCGUCGGACUGUCCGCGGUUCUCGUCCUUUAAUCGGCCAGGUACUGUCCAACCUCAUCCUGCCCCACUGUGGAUCUUUAAGCCCACAGGCAGGACAGUGGCAGAGGCACAGCCAGAGCCAUCAGGGAUUAGACCAGCAGGCAGCAGGGCUCCAUGAACACUACGGUGCAGCAGCAGGGGGGGAGCCUGCGUUCUCGCCGAGGCCUUGGUCGGGAUAAGGACCCUGGGCAGAGCAUGGGUAUGGAGACGGCCUGCUGGCUUGCCCCUGGAGUGCUGCGAAGGCUGAUUGAGCUGCCGUCACCUCCCCUCUCCCGACACCAGCUCAAGAGACUGGAGGAGCACAGGUACAGCAGUGCUGGACGCUCCCUCCUGGAGCCUCUGAUGCAGCGUUACUGGGAAUGGCUGGUGGGACGAGUCCCCUCUUGGAUUGCUCCAAACCUUAUCACCAUAAUCGGCCUUGCCACCAAUGUCUUCACCACCCUGGUGCUGGUCUACUACUGCCCAACUGCCACUGAACAGGCUCCUCUCUGGGCAUACCUGCUGUGUGCUGUGGGUCUGUUUGUCUACCAGUCAUUGGACGCCAUAGACGGGAAGCAGGCCAGACGCACCAAUAGCAGCUCUCCGCUCGGCGAGCUGUUUGACCACGGCUGCGACUCCCUUUCCACUGUGUUUGUGGUGUUGGGAACCAGUAUAGCAGUGCAGAUGGGCACCAACCCAGACUGGAUGUUCUUCUGCUGCUUCGCCGGGAUGUUUAUGUUCUACUGUGCCCACUGGCAAACCUAUGUGUCAGGAACGCUGCGCUUCGGCAUCAUUGAUGUGACUGAGGUGCAAAUCUUCAUAAUAAUCAUGUAUUUGCUGGCCGCCGUGGGAGGAUCUGCUUUUUGGCAGUCACUGAUUCCGAUCCUCAAUAUCCAGAUGAAAAUGGUUCCUGCCAUCUGCACAUUUUUAGGAGCCAUCUUCUCCUGCACCAAUUACUUCAGAGUCAUUUUUACAGGAGGUGUGGGCAAAAACGGAUCCACAAUAGCAGGAACCAGCGUCCUCUCUCCAGUCUUACAUAUUGGUUCAGUUAUAAUUUUGGCAAUGAUGAUAUACAAGAAGUCUGCUGUCCAGCUCUUUGAGAAACAUCCAUGUCUUUAUAUCCUGGCAUUUGGCUUUGUCUCGGCCAAAAUCACCAAUAAAUUAGUUGUAGCACAUAUGACAAAAAGUGAGAUGCAUCUCCAUGAUUUAGCCUUCCUGGGACCAGGAUUAUUGUUCCUGGAUCAAUAUUUCAAUAGUUUUAUUGAUGAGUACCUGGUGCUGUGGAUCGCAUUGAUCAUUUCCUUUUUUGACUUGGUGCGUUACUGUGUCAGUGUUUGCAACCAGAUUGCCUGCCAUCUUCACAUUUUUGUUUUCAAAAUCAAGCCUUGUUCAGUGCUCAGUUCAGCUCCUCACUGAGGACACGGCGGCCAUUACUGACUCUGUCCCUUCCUGUUAGUCGCACUCAUCUUUUCUUCCCUCUGUUUUCCACGUAGAGAUGCAGGGGAUGAUGUGGUGUUUGUAUGUGCUUCUGCCAACUGAAUGUAAGGACAAAUAUUAUAAGAUACUGGAGUAUUACUGUCUUUUUUUUUCACCAGUGUAGAAUUAAAUUUUGUACCAGUUUCACCAUCUGACCCAGUAAUAAGAAUUCUUCCUACAAACUCAUGGUUACACAGAGCAAAUAUUUCAUGAGAGUACAGGUGCUACAGGAGAGAAACUUAAGCGUGUUUUAACUGUUCUUGUGCAAAGAAAAUGUAUAGGAAAUGAAUCACAAUUUGCUAUUCAUGAUUAUAAUUUUUGUAAUAUUUGCGCGACUUUACCUUUUGCUAUUGUACAUACCAAACUGUUAGGGUGUCUGUGCUUCUCGUUUAAGUUAAAAAUCCUGCUUUGACGCAUUUAUAAACUUUUUUUUUUCUUUUUUUUUCAUGUUCUUGAUUUUAAAACGCCUUUAUCUCCUUCACAUCACAUGAAUCUGUGCAGCUGUUUCACGUCAGGAAAAUGUGGUUUUGGAGGAAAUGUAAUGUCAACUUUGUUACGUAUUUUACUUAUCAAAAUGUCCUUCUGCGAAAUAGUCACUGCCAAUGUUUUUCAUUUAGUUUGUCAACUGGAACUCCUUGGUGGAAAUGCCACGUGGGCUUUUUUUUGGGUGCUAUUCAAGGCAGGGUAAAGAUUUUGUGUGUAUUUAUUGUCAUAAGUAAUGUUAUUUGCCGAUAUGUUCGUUAUGAGGAUUCUGAUUUGGUUAGCGGUUCACGGAGUUAGGUUAUAGUCACAGGUCAAGAGAGGUCAAGAGGGAAAGACACAACAGCCAACGUUUUUUUCCACUUAGAAGUUUUCACAUAUAAAUCAUCUAAACUCAAAGCUUAAGAUGGCCCCCGAUUAAGAGGCGUGUGGAGAAAAGGUGCAGCUACAAAGUUGGCCUUUGAGGUCCAGAGUGAACUUUGAUACUCGGAUGUUCCCUCAUUUUGCAGUUUGUAAGAACAAAGCUCAAGGUGUUUUAAAGAGAAUGUGAACAGGCCCGUCCUUCUUAGGGGCUGUGGGUAUUUUGAAUCAGUUCUAAGCUCAGAGUUCUCCAUCACUCCGUUAGCCAUCACUCUGCUGAUUAUCAUCUUCGUUAUUAUUAUUAAUGUUAUUACUGUUACAUAGGUCUGUCAUUGUCAACAAAUCCCAUGAAAUUUUGUCUCUCAGUGCUUUCUGACCCCCCUGAUGUGUUCAUUUAAAAAAAAAAAGUAAUUUCAGUAAUUUCCUUAAACAAUUGCUAUAUAGGGGCUAUUUUCAUUGUGGAUUAAUCCAUAUUUUCAGUUCUAGUGAGUAUUUUCAGCAGCAGGAGGGUGUAUGUGGCACUGAAUCUAAAUCCAGUGUGUAUGGCCAUGGUAAUGAACGGACAUGUCUGCAGCAGUGUUGCUCUCUUGAAUUUCUUUAAUAGCUCUGUGGCACAGAGCAAGAAGAUAUUCAGAUUUUGGAUGCACAGACAGAUUCCUGUUAGUGGAUCAUUUCAUUGUUGACCUUGGUCUUUUCAUAGGAUUUGUUGGCUAAUAACCAGACCACUUCUUUACCUGCCACCUUUACCAUUACACUGAAUGUUACACUCCUUCUUGUAUUUCUGGUGGAUGCCACUACAAAGACUGAAUCACCGUUUUAAAAAUGUGUUCAUGAUACCAGAACCUGGUUGACACUGUGUUUCCCCCAAAACAUGCCUGCUACAGCUGAGCAGGUGCACUUGGACUGAAUAUGUUGGAGAUAAGUUCUCACGAUGACAUUACCAUUUUUAAGGUGGUGACUGAUGAGAAUCAGAUCAAACUUUCUGACAAUUGAUUUAAAAAGCUGUUUAUUUAAAGUGGCUGCUGCUCACUCCACCUCCACAUCUACCAACAUCAUCUUAUACUGUCACAGCACCUUAUACUGACCGGGUGUUGUUAAUGUUGCUGCUUCUGGAGAGAACCUGUACUGAUAGCUUGUAUUAAUGUGGACAACAUCUUUGUGCUUAACAACAGAGAUUCAUUUCUUGCUUUUGCAUAUUGUGCCUGUUUUAUUUGUGUUUCAUACAACAGUUCCAUCUGCAGACACUGUAAUAAGCCACUGCAAUUUGUUAAAGUGUUCUAGAAGAUGUUGGCUGUAGUGAGGGUCAUUAGUGUACAAUACUUCAGAACAGGGCGGUUUGGUCGUGAACCACAGUUAUCUGAACACUGUUGGUCUGAUUCAUAGAAAACAGUGUUGAAGGGUCAAUUCAUAUGAGUCACAAACAUAUUUGUCCUCGGCUGCCUUCUGGUAUCUUAAGGUGGAUUAUUAGAGAAUUACCAAGAAUAUUAUGAGAUUUAUAGAAUGAAUUUAAAUGACUAAAAUAAAGGUUUAGUUUUAUGUUAAAAAAGAUUAUGCAUAUAAGGUAUGGAAUUUAGAAAAAGAUCAGAAGAAAAAAGUGCUUUCAAGGUUAUGGUUUCAGUAUUUUGAAAAUGUAAUAAUUAUGUGAUAAUUAAGAUCUGAAAAGGUUGAAACAACAUUUCAAGAAAAAGCUGUGAUACUUUGUGAAAAUAGGAAAACAAAUUCUUUUCUUUUGAAAGUUGCCAAUGUUGGGGAAAAAUUCCAAAUUGUAUGAAAAAGGGAAAUUUGGCCAAAAAAAAAAAUUCAGUAUUUUUACAAUAGUUUUUUCUGAUGGAGUCGUUUCAAUACCUGCAGCACUACAAACUUAAUUCCAUCCACCUCUGUUGUAUGAGGCUUGAAGGCAGACGUUUCAGUGGAGAUCUUAAUAUCUUGACGUAUAAAAGACAAUUUACAUGAUUAGCUACUAAUUGGGGUUUUUAAUGGGGAAUUUAUAUUUGUAAUUUGUGUGAACGAACCCUUAAAGGAAGAGCUCGACGGUGGCAUAACUAAAGACACACUUCUCUUCGAGUGCUCUAAUAUGACAGAUCAAGUGGGUGUUUUCAUGCUUUAUUUUCCACAGUGGAUGUCUCUUACAGUCAUGUCUGUUCACACUGGGUGUUGGGGGAGAAAAUGGGAAAAUAAUAGUAAUAAUAAUUAUCCCCUAAUCUGCAUGUGUAUCAUACUGCUGUACAAUUUGUACUAUAGCUUUGUAUAACUCACGACCUGAAACCCACAACUGAACAACUUUUCAUAAUAACUCUGUGUAUAUGCUCAUGUGCAUAUAGUUACUGAUGUCAGGUCAACUCUUUCAUUGUUACUAGUAAAAGUUUGCCUUAAA